Molecule: messenger RNA, 2160 nt
Organism: Mesorhabditis spiculigera
Lineage: Eukaryota; Metazoa; Nematoda; Chromadorea; Rhabditida; Rhabditidae
Source: the annotation of a GenBank genome assembly
AUGCGGUAUUCUACGAUAAUACCCUCACUUCUGCUGGGGAUCUGUCUUCUACAGCUCGCCGCUGCGGCCGGAACGAUUUCUCAGCCUCGCGUCCAACGCCUCGAAGAUAUCCUGGCUGCCGAUUAUGAGCGUCUGAGCGGCCGGGUGCGUGACGUCAAGCGAUUUUUUGGCCUCGAUGGACUGCCACUAUUGACUGGAGGCGCUGAACACCCGUUCCACAUCGCCUACAGAUGGAUCCCCGAAAUCAUGAAGGAAUACAAAGAAAUCUUCAUUACUCGCUGUCCGACUGCAAUUAGCCCCGGAGAAGCAAAGAUUUGGGCUGAGCAUAAGGCAUUUGUGUUGGAUGCCUAUUUGAAAUGGGGUCGAGGAGAAUAUCUGUCAGCAGAAUUAUUUCCCUACGACAAGGUCGCCGCCUUUUUUGGACAGUUUCGCGACAUCUACGAUGCUAUGCUAGAUCAAGAGAGUUUCGAUGUAAACUCGCUGAACAUCACCGAACUCAAUAGAGGCUCCGCAAACGCUUCUUUUGAAGAGUUAUUCAAGCAAAUGGAGCACCAAUACUUUCGCGGGCCCGUGAAUGUCACGCAGCUCGAAGGAUGCUAUUGGAAAGUGUAUACCAUGCACACGGACCUCGAAUGGGAUGUACGGUAUCAACUAAUGACACGUAUCAAGAAUGAGUGGAAAGUUCUGGAAAAUGCGACACGACUCUACCAGAAUUUCACGGGGAUCAGCCGGGCAUCGGUGCUGGAGAGGCUGGAAAAGGAAUUGUGGGCAGUCGACCGCCAUGUUUUCUUGAAUUUGGAUGAGCCAUCAAGAACGGAAUCGAUGUGGCCCUCGGUGUAUCAACAAGAACUGCGAACCGCGUACCUGAUUGCCAGCACAACGCCAAGCUGGAAUCAAUACGUGGUCCGCGUGUCCAUCAUCAUCCCCAAUCGACCACUAUCAAUCUAUGAUAAAUCCCCCCAUUGUUCUUCCCAAAUCGACCCUGACGGGGUCCAUUUUUUGAUCAGCCGCCGACACCUUGGUCAUGGAGAAAACGAGACGGGGCCUGGGACCCUGACGGCAAUGCGCGGGUUUUGGGAGGAGGCUGAUGUGAAACUUCCGCAGAACGUCGAGGAAAUUUUCGGAAGCCCCGAAGCCCGAAAUAACCUGGACGGUUCAAUGGAAAAGCUUAGCAAGAAAUUGGGCGCAGAAGCGACGAACGGUGACGAGUUCCGCAGAUCAUCAAACAUGAUCCAGUGCCUAGCAGUCUCGAAAAGCCAUCCGAUCCCAUAUUCGGGCAGUUGCCCUCCGGCCCCGAUCUUCUAUCAGGGUUCCCGUUGGCCUCUUGCGAUGCGGUAUUCUUCCGGAAUACGAUCACUUCUGCUCGGGAUCUUCCUGCUACAAAUCGCCGCUGCCGUCGCCACGAUUUCUCAGCCGCGCGUCCAGCGUCUCCCGGAUAUCCUGUUCGCCGAUUAUGAGCGAGUGCGCGGACGCAUCCGUGACGUCGAGAGAUUUUUCGGACUGGAUGGGCGGCCGCAACUGAAAGGCAGAGAAGAACAUCCAUUCCAUAUUGCUUACAGAUGGAUCCCCGACAUCAUGAGAGAAUACAAGGAAAUCUUCGUUGAUCGCUGCCCAAAUCCAAUCACCGCCGAAGAAGCGAAGAUUUGGGUUGAGCAUAAAGAUUUUGUGUUGGAUGCUUAUCUGGAAUGGGGUCGAGGGGAAUACCCUACCGGACAGUUCUUUCCCGACAAGGAGGUCGACGGAUUUUUCAGGCAAUUUCGCGACAUCUAUGAGGCAAUGCCAAAUCAGGAGCUGUUCGACGUAAAGUCGUUGGACAUCGCCGAACUCAACAAGGGAUCCGCGGAGGCAUCUUUUGAGGAAUUAUUCAAGCUAAUGGAACGCCAGUACUUCCGUGGGCCAGUAAAUACCACGCAACUCGAAAGCUGCUAUUGGAAGAUCUACAUGAUGCACAACGACCUCAGGAUCACAGAGGAGAUAAGAUCCCGGAUCAAGAACGAAUGGCAGAUUUUGGAAGAUGCAACGCGACUCUAUGCGAAUUUCACCGGAAUCAGCCGUGCGCCGGAGCUGAAGAGGCUGAUAGAGGACAAAUGGACAGUCAUCGAUCACAUGUGGACUAUUUGCGAUCUGCAAUCAACCGCGGUUCGUUUUGCAGAGCCACGC